Molecule: messenger RNA, 3240 nt
Organism: Diabrotica balteata
Lineage: Eukaryota; Metazoa; Arthropoda; Insecta; Coleoptera; Chrysomelidae
Source: the annotation of a GenBank genome assembly
AUUGCUAGUGUAGUGUGUAGUGCGUUAGUAGGGUUCAAGCUAUGAGACAGUGAAGAUAUUGUAUGAAUUAACAAUGCUGUGUGUGUUUUUGUAAAGCGUGUGUACAAUCGGCGUGACAGUUGGUGUUGAGAUUUACUUGGUAAUAUGGAUUCCAAAGCCUCUCAAUUAGUAAAUUCAAAAAAUGAGCUGUGCUGAACAUUAUCAAGACGUUUUAAAAUAUUUAGAAGAAUCUCAGAAUGAAAUUGCGAAAGUAUUCGAGAUUCCAUGUAAAAAUGAGAAUUGUGAUAAAUUCGAGAAAGAGAAAGAAGAAGAGGAAGAAACGGUUAGAGAAGACAACGAAAUUAGGCUUUUAAUAAAAUUAAAUGAAAAAAUAGAAUCGGAUGUGACGGAAUUGCUAGCGAGAAACGAAUUCCGACAGAACGACAAAUACAACGAUAGCAUUAUUAACGAAAGUAUAGUAGUACCCUGUAGUCUUCCGAAUUCUUUUUAUAAAGCGCGAUGUGUUGUACCAUUUGGAAGAUCUCGUGGAUCAUCUAAAAAUCAUCUGAUUGCAGAAAACCACCGCACCGUCCAUCACGACGUCAGUACCCAAACAUCACCAGAUUCACUCUCCCCCAGUUACACAAGUCUCACAUGGGCAUCAGAUUAUUCCUCGUCGCCGUGUUUUACCUCAGCAUCUGAAUCCGACAGCGACUGUUUUGAAGAAAUCAAUAGUCUUUCUCCAUCUCCGUCUCAAUUACCAACCUUCGUGAAAAACAUCGAAAGGAAAACAAUAUUGGGAUCGAAAUUUUCCUCUACGCCGGUGUUGAAAACUAAAUAUGAUAAGGUGAACAAGCAGUGCCGUUCACAGUCCGAUCGACACCUAGCUGAAAUUGAAGCAGCAGAAGCCUGUAAGUGGUUACGUGCAACAGGAUUUCCACAGUAUGCUCAGUUCUAUCAAGAAAAUCAGUUUCCGAUCGAUAUAUCUACAGUAUCUCAGGACCAUCCUUUAUUAGAGGCAGAUGUUUUACAUUCCCUUUUUAGACGAUUACAAAUUUUGAACAGUUGCGCUCAUCUACACCAACAGAAACUGGUCAAUACAGAUGAUUCUGAAGAAGAUGAGUGUUGCGCCUUAUCAGAUAACUGGACCUAUCAAAGUGAUAUCAAGCGAUGGUCUAGAACUAGUUACCAACCACCCCCACAACAUUCUAGUGAUAACGUUCCAAAGCAAACGUCCGUAAUAAAUAAAGAAGCUUCAAAUAGAGAUGUAGUAGUUCCAAGCAAACCAACGGCAAGUCCAAAAGAAUCUCCUGCUAAGAAAGCAAGCAUCAAAAACCGCCAGCGUAGAGAAGGGAUAGUGGUAUGUGAAAAGAACAAUUUGCUGGAUAAAAUCACCCAGUUGCAAAGCAUAAAGCUCUCCGAUAUCCGGCAUAAUUCUGAUUCGGAAGCUACGCCGAGAACAUCGAGGCGUUCCAGGACUUUGUCUCUGGAUAAGACCGAUACUUGGUCUACAUCUAAUAUUAAAAUCAAUCGAAUAUUAUGGCACGAAGGACCUGACCAUGAACUGGAUGUACCUGAAAAAGACGUCGAAUUUGAAGUCGAUGGACCUUACAUAUUCCAAUUAUGUGCUUCUCAACUGCAAGUCUUAAGAAAGUUAGCUUUAUUGAAGUUGACAUCUCAUAUGGAAAAAUAUUGUCCUGCUCACCGAACAGGAUGGAACUGGGAUCUACCCAAGUUUCUCAAAAAGAAUAAAUACCCGAUGUAUAAAGAUAAAAACAUUUUUGGAGUACCAUUGGCUAUAAUCUUUCAAAGAUCUGGAAAAUUUUUACCUUCUGAAAUAGAAGAAGCCAUGCUCUGGCUUCAAGAAAACGCCUCGGAUCAGGUAGGGAUAUUUAGGAAAUCGGGUGUUAAAUCCAGGAUCCAAAUGUUACGGAACAAAAUAGAAACAAAUUCAUUAAUUAACUACAGUGACCAACAGUGUUACGAUGUAGCCGACAUGUUGAAGCUGUACUUUCGAGAGUUACCUGAAAUCCUUCUGACUGGUAAAUUAUCCGAAACCUUCGUUUUAAUAUUUCAGUAUAUCCCACCAUUCUUGCGCAUGGAAUCGGUUAUAUGUGCGCUUCUUUUGUUACCCGAAGAACACUCCCAAGUAUUACAGGCUUUGUUAAACUUCUUGUUGACUAUAGCCAGCAAAUCAGAGCUAAACCAAAUGAAUGAAUACAAUUUGGCGAUGUGCUGGGCGCCUACACUGUUCCAUUUUUCGUCGUUUGCCAAACAAUACCAACACUUUGCAGGGGCACCUCAUCCAAAAGAACUAGCAGAAAACAGGGCCGCACAGGAAUGUUUAAUGUUCUUUUUUAAACAUUUGCAGAACUUAUUUAAGAUUCCCCAUGAUUUUAUUAACCAGUGCAACUCGAGUGAGAUGAAAGAGAUAAAACCGAAAUUACUUACUGACAUAGGAGACGAUAUAGGAGGCUGGAGAGAAUAUUUAAGAGAAUGCCAGAGUAACUUACUAAAAGAAACAAAAGAAAAAUCCCGCGGUUGGAUCCAAAUACCCACCAUUUGCCAAAGUUCAAAAAUGUAUAUUUUCUACAAAAAAGUGGCAGAUGGGUUACCGUUGAGAUUGUGGAAAAUUUCAGCAGAAAUAGAAGCACCUCCUUCAGAAGUUACGUUUAGAAUCCUUAGAGAACGUCACAUUUGGGAUCCCGAUCUGAUCUCAGCGAAAAUAAUAGCUCAGUUAGACAACCACACCGAAAUAUUUCAGUAUAUAAGGAAGAGCGUUGUACCCAUACCGAACGAAGAAUACUGUGUAAUACGAACAUGGAGGUCAGAUCUGCCCAAAGACGCUUGUAGUAUAGUAGAAACUUCCGUCGAAUAUCCCGGAACAGUGCAAAUACCAAAUACAUUUCGUGGCAUUGUAUUGGCUUCUAGGUACCUUAUUGAACCGGCUGGAUCUGGAAAAUCUAGAGUUAUUCACUUUUCCCGAGUAGACACCAUGGGAAGAAGUCCAGAGUGGUACCACAAAAAUUACGGAUAUCUCUGUGCAGUUUUCAUAAGUAAUUUACAAAACUCUUUUUACCAAAAUACAAACGGUCCAGAGAGCCAAGUAUGAAUACCAAAGAUUGUUAAAUAAUUUAUUAUUUUUACAUCACAUGACAAAAUUUCAAUUUAUAUUUUUAUAACAAAAUUUAUAAUAGUUCAAAGUAAACUAUAUACAUUAUAUAUUUUUAUAGAUGAUAAAUAAAUAUCUACUUAUUGUUA